AUGAAAAUAUUUUUAAAUUUAUAUCUUGCAAUUUGUCGGACAUUUCAAGACUUUAAUAAAGAGAUUUGCGACGUAUAUGCAAAUAUUUUUCCUCAUAUUUUUAAUCGUAGUUCUGUGACAGAGCUGCUCUGUCGUUGGGGAGAUUAUGAAAAGUUCAAGAGCGGAAAAAGCUUUUCAUAA
Messenger RNA from Clunio marinus, 180 nucleotides. NCBI's taxonomy places the organism in Eukaryota, Metazoa, Arthropoda, Insecta, Diptera, Chironomidae. The record is from the annotation of a GenBank genome assembly.